UAUUUGAGACUCAUUUCAACAUUAAAGCAUUCAGAUAUAAGGGUUUCAAAAAACUACACCCCUACCGGUCAAUGAAACAGUCGGAAUGAGUUAUCCAACAUGGCAGCGAACAUGGACGGGAACGUGAUAUGCGAAGAUUUUCUACGAUUUCAGGAUACAUUGAAGAACAUGCGCACCAUCGACGACAAAAUAAUCUACGCACUGAAUACCACAGUUCCUACCCAGUCCUUCGCAGGCCAGGUUGAUGCCAAAGAAACUUGCAAAGAUCUAUACUCUCAGCUGGAGAAAGCUUACAGUCAGCGGGAGAAUACAAUCAGGGGAUGCAUAACACAAGUCUCCAGGACGGUGAAUAGAUUACGCGACCAGAGAACUAAAGACCCAGAUAACGUAGCCAUCAAUAGAAAUCUACGAGAGGUACGAACAAAGCUGCAACAAAUGCAAAUGGAGCUCAAUGUUGAAGAAAUUGUCAAAGAUAGAAGUUUGAAAGUAUUCCACGAGCGAUGCAGGAACCAUUACAGCCCGGCCAGUAAAUCAUCAUGACGACGUAUCAUUCCCCGUUCCAUCCAGUAGAAGACAUUUUGUAGAGAUAUAAUGUUCAUAACGUCCUUUACAUCUGUUGAUUUUUAUUGAAAAAUAUUGGACUUGAUUCAGUGAGCAAAAAUUUGGGUUUCAAACUUAAGUGUUUAAUUAUCAUAGGCGGUUGCAGGGCUAACAUAAAAAAUACUGCCAUUUGGUCUGUUCCAGUGUCAUAAGUUUUAACUUGGUGAUUUUGGGUGGGGAACACCCCCCCCCCCUCCCAAAUUGGUCAUUCCUUAGUAGGUUAAUGAAGCAAAACGUGUUAAAACAAUCCAAGGGCCCAAAUUUGUGUUUAUACCUAAGACAAUUUGUUAAAACCAAUUUUGGAUUGAGCAAAAGUCAUCUUAAGAUUAAAAAAUACUUUCAUUUUGAGCACUAUGAGAUUAUUUCAAUUUUUAAAAAAAAUUAAACUGGAAUCAAAAUUCCUGGAGUAAACCAUGUGUUUUCAAUUGUUUAGGUGUUCCUAGGCCCAGUUGGUGAUGCUUUUAAGGAAAUAAAAAUCAAAACCAAAAUAAAUCAUUUGUAUUUUAGA
Patiria miniata (bat star) is the source of this 1108-nucleotide messenger RNA. RefSeq names its product coiled-coil domain-containing protein 58-like (gene ccdc58). The record is from RefSeq and is a predicted model, not a curated record. NCBI's taxonomy places the organism in Eukaryota, Metazoa, Echinodermata, Asteroidea, Valvatida, Asterinidae. Bases 100 to 540 code for a protein of 146 amino acids. The transcript is spliced from 5 exons. Gene Ontology annotation, cellular component: mitochondrion; mitochondrial intermembrane space.